GUGUCAGAAGUAGGAGUACAAGAAAAAGCGUUUAGAUGAGCAACGGAGUUGUGAGCAUUUUGAGAGAGAACCUGUGACUAAGGUGUGAGAGGUGUCAAUUUCAGGUUGGAGGACAUGAUGUGGGGCAAAGCUAAAGUGGGCCUUUGAUCAGGGUUGGAAGUGUCGGUGUGCUGGGAGAGGAGGGUGUGAGUCUGAGGGUACAAGGCUCUUGGGACCAGGAUGCUAUGGAUGGGCAUGGUUCCAGCGGGUGGCCCUGUGAGUGUGGCAGGAGCUUGGAAGGGGUGAGGUCCUUCUCCCUUCCCCUCUGUCCCUCACCAACUCUUUAAGGGCAAGGAAGCCAGAACUUUUUUCUUUUAUUCGGAGUUUAAAAAUAAAAAAGAUCCCGGAGCAGGAGAGCCUGUGAUGGAUUUAGCGAGCACUUCCACACUGAACAUAGUGGGGACAGGGCCCUUCUGGAACCACUAUGUGGCCUGAGAGAGUGAGGGCACGUCUGCGGAGAUCCUGGAAAGGGAGGCUGGGACCCAGGGUUGCGCUGCAGGCUGUAGAGCCUCACGUUCCAGAAAGUGGGGUGAGGCGAGAGCUGAGAGUCGUGGGGAAGGCGAAUCGCACAAAGUUGGGGAGUAGGCGAGAGCGGGGACGCCCCUGCGAGCCAGGCUGUGGGACUGGAGGGGGGCGUGUGACGGUGAAGAAGAGGGGGUGGGGUGAGAGGGUGUGCCGGCGUCGACUGGGCUGCGGUCCGUGGGCGCCUCAGGCAGAGAGGGUGGCUGCUUGCCUGCGGCUGGCUAGGGUCUCGGUCCGUGUGCGCGCGUGUGCGCGGGGCGGAGAGCCCGGGGAUCCUCGGGGUGGCGGGGCCUCGGCGCGGCCGCGAGUGAGAGAGCGGGCGCGGGCGGAGCUCACAGCCGAGGCGGCGGGCCGCCCGGGUUAUCUGAGCCGCUUGGUCUUGGGUGACUGCGCCCAGAUCUCCGCGCGGCGGCGGCGAAGGCGAGACGCGUUGUCGGGCCGCAGAGGAGCGGGACAGCCAGACCCAGGCCCAGGACGCGGCAGCGGGGAGCAGAGCAUGGAAGAGCGCGCGGGUCGGGCAGUCCUGAAGUUGAGUUUGCGAGGCGACACGGCGGCGGCGGCCGCGCUGCUCCCGCUCCUCUGCCUCCCCAUGGAUAUGCACUGCAAAGCAGACCCCUUCUCCGCGAUGCACCGUUGUCAAGACGCGAUGGUCAUCUUUCCCUGCCUCUGCCUGGGAGAUGCUCUAAAAACAAAGAGGGGUUCCGAGAAGAAAUCGAAGUCAGGGAGAGAGCGAGCAGCGCAGCCUUCCAGGUGGGCCCGGCAGAGUGCAGCUCUGCUCUCAGCUCUGGAGGCUACUCGCCUAGCCUCCCACUCCACAUUGAGGAUCCUGCAGCCAACAACAUGGCCAGGGGGUCAGCAAAGAGCAAAAAAUGAGGGGGAAAGAACAAAAGGAAAGCAAAUGCCAAAGCUGGGGAGAAAGGAAGAGAAAUCCAAACAAGGGAAAGGAAAUUUAAAAAAGAAAGUUGAAACAAUGUUACAGAGGAAAAGGGAGAAGGGGAGAAAAGAGAGAGUUAUUUUAAUGAAACUUGAAUUUAAUUUAUACCAGUCUUUAGCUUGAAAAACUAUUCCUAAAUUUUUUUGCAGGCUUUUUUAAAAAGAUAAAAUUCUAAAUAGUAAACUCCUCCCUGUCUGCAGAUUAAUAAUUAAGGAUCAUUUGUAACUUUUCACAAGGAAACUUUAGAUCUGGCUUGGACCUGUGCUUAGGACAAGAGAGGCGAGGAGGGAGAGCUGUGCUUUUCCUAAGCAUAUAUUUAGCAUUACGGGGUGGGGUGGGGAGUUAAAAAUACUCCUGGGAUAAAAUAUAUUUUCCUAAGUAAUUUCCAAGCGCAGGAAAGCCACGCCGAAGGCAUCAGGCCGCCGCAGUCUCGGCAAGCCGGCCGAAAAGCCUCGCUCCUUUUCGGGAGGAGUGGAACCGGGUCCACAAGCCGUCUUCGCGCAGCCAGCCGGCCUCGCGGCCCGGCUGCCACAGCUCUCGCUCUCCUUUCUUGUGGAUUCCGCUGGGGAUCCGCCCGAGUCCUGGCUGCCUACGGGGAGCCAAUUUGAAACCCAAAGGGGAGCACUGCCCAGAGGAAGGUGGUCGGAGGGAGACAGCCGCAGCGCGGACCCGCUGGCCGGUUCACUGGCGGGUGAGAUACCGCAGCCCGAGUGGGUACCGGCGGCAGUGGCGCAUUCCAGGCCCGACUCAGCGCCGGCUCGCGGCGGUCUCCCAGCCCUGGACUUCCGUCUUGGCCCCUUCCCAUCCCCACCCCUUAGAUUGGGGCUGAGGGGCCGGGCCUGGAGCCCGGGGAGGCUGAAUUAUUCAUCUUUAAUCUGCCCGCAGCUGCCGCCUUUUCAUACCGGUAACGCGAGUUCUCCCGGGGCCUAAAUUAUUGAUGGUUGGGGUUUGGAGGGAGGGGAGGGGUGAGGAGCGGGGCUAGAGAUAGGGAGAUUAAAGGGAUGGGCACGGAGGUAAAAGGAGAGGUGCCAGUAUCUCCCAGCAGCCCGAUAAGAGGCCUUUCCCCAGCGGUGUCACCCAUGCUUGCUCUAGGUCCCCCCUAUGAAAGGGAUGGGAUGGAAAUGAGGGGGUCACAAAUGUCCCCGCUUUCUCCGAAACUCGCGUGAGGCUAGCGGGGCAGGGGCUGCAGGUUGCGGGCCCCGGCCGACCCGACUCGGCCGCUAGAAGUCUCCACGCUUGGAUUGCUCAGUAACUGCGGCUGCGGGUUGAUCGCUCUGGGUGCAGGAUUUCUAGACUGCUGUAGGCCAGGGAGAAUGGGGCACCAGGAAGCACCCUCAGGCCUGGCACCCGGUGGCCGCCUAGGCUCCAAGAUCGGGAGCCCACGCUGGAGCCGGGCUGGAAACCCCGUGCCCUUCUCUUGGCCGAGAGAGCAAACGCCCGAGCCGCUCAGUUUCCUGGGAACCUGCUGAGGUCUGAGGAGUCAAAGCGACGCGAAUCGGGCUUGGGCCAGCUACACA
Molecule: messenger RNA, 3012 nt
Organism: Sapajus apella (tufted capuchin)
Lineage: Eukaryota; Metazoa; Chordata; Mammalia; Primates; Cebidae
Exons: 3
Coding region: 464-1618 (384 amino acids)
Source: RefSeq, a predicted model, not a curated record